AUGACUGGAAAUUCUCCACAAACCAACGGAACUCAUUCUCCUCUCGGCCAUCUUCUUCCUCUACGUCGUCACCCGAGCCACGUUCUAUUCCGUCUGGUCGGAUCUCGGCUUCUUUUUCGUUUUUGUCAUCUUGACUGGCUUCUGGAUCAUUGCCAUCUCGUUGGCACGCGAGUACCGAGACUACAUCAUCUACGACGAUUUCCUCCACGAGACAUUGCCAAGCUUCGUCUAAAUGUUCUAACUCGUCGUCCGUCCUCGUCUUCAAAAUACACGUCCUCGUUUUCGGGUCAAUCAAGGCGUCUUCUGUUAUUUUUUCGUUCUCACAGUUUCAGUUUUGCUUUCAUUUAA
This is a messenger RNA of Caenorhabditis briggsae, 348 nucleotides long. The record is from RefSeq and is a predicted model, not a curated record. The coding region runs from base 1 to 348 and encodes 115 amino acids. The transcript is spliced from 3 exons. Lineage: Eukaryota; Metazoa; Nematoda; Chromadorea; Rhabditida; Rhabditidae.